Messenger RNA from Scomber scombrus (Atlantic mackerel), 2025 nucleotides. It is a transcript of the gene plekhg4, whose product is annotated as pleckstrin homology domain containing, family G (with RhoGef domain) member 4. Gene Ontology annotation, molecular function: guanyl-nucleotide exchange factor activity. The transcript has 11 exons. The record is from RefSeq and is a predicted model, not a curated record. Lineage: Eukaryota; Metazoa; Chordata; Actinopteri; Scombriformes; Scombridae. Bases 107 to 1594 code for a protein of 495 amino acids.
UUUAAAACAUUAAAGAGAGAAAGCUUGUUAAACAUGUGACUCCAGACUUUAACUUCUUCUUCUCUCCUCGGUUCUCUGCAGUAAGCUGCGGCACAUCGUGGAGGAGAUGGUGACCACGGAGCGAGAGUACGUCCGCUCCCUGCGUUACAUCAUCCAUCACUACUUCCCAGAGAUGGACCGAGCCGACCUGCCGCAGGACCUGAGGGGGAAACGGGUCGUGGUCUUCGGGAACCUGGAGAAGCUUCUAGACUUUCACAGUCAGUUCUUCCUCAGAGAGCUGGAGGCCUGCUGGAAGCAUCCGCUGAGAGUCCCGCACUGCUUCCUCAGACAUCAGGAGCAGUUCAGCCUCUACGCUCUCUACAGCAAAAACAAACCAAAGUCUGACUCUCUGCUGGCCAAUCACGGACACUCCUUCUUCAGGAGGAAGCAGGUGGAGCUGGGGGAUAAGAUGGAUCUGUCCUCCUACCUGUUGAAGCCGGUUCAGAGGAUGAGUAAAUACGCUCUGCUGCUCACGGACCUGAUGAAGGAAGUGGGCGUGGCUCAGGAGGCGGAGCUUAUGGCGCUGCAGUCCGCCACCAACAUGGUCAAGUUUCAGCUUCGCCAUGGCAACGACCUGCUGGCCAUGGACGCCAUCCGCAACUGUGACGUGAACUUGAAGGAGCAGGGUCAGCUGAUCCGCCAGGAUGAGUUCACUGUCUGGACUGGGAGGAGGAAAUGUCAACGUCACGUCUUCCUGUUCGAGGAGCUCGUUCUCUUCAGUAAACCCAAGAAGAUGGAGGGAGGGCUGGACGUGUUCAUCUAUAAACACUCCUUCAAGACAGCUGACGUGGGUCUGACGGAGUCGUCGGGGGACAACGGGCUUCGCUUUGAGAUCUGGUUCAGAAGGAGGACGAUUAAGAACCAGAACUUCAUCCUUCAGGCCGCCGCCGCAGACGUUAAACACGUCUGGACCACCGACAUCGCCCGGAUCCUCUGGAACCAGGCCACAAGGAACAAAGAGAUGCGUCUGAAGGAGAUGGUUUCUAUGGGAGUUGGUAACAAACCGUUUUUGGACAUCCAGCCGAGUGAUGCAGCCAUCAGUGACCGAGCUGUUCACUACAUCAUGAAGAGCAGAGGUGCCAGAACUCGAGCGUCCAUCGCCGUCUCCGUCUUCGAUCACUCCAACCCUUUUAAACGUGGAACGGUGACCUCUGACCCCCAUUCAUCAGGACCCUCCUCCUCCUCCACCCUGCUGGGACCCCUCAACCUGCACAUGUACAGUCAGUCCUUGGCCUCCUCCACCUCCUCGGCUGCUGAAGGCUCCUUCAUCACGUCGUGUAUUGAGGAAGACGAGCAGGAGCAUGAGACUGGCAGUCAGCCCUCCAUGACCACAGAGAGUUCAGACUCUUCGUCUCGGUGUCUCUCGGGCUCCACCGGCUCUGACAGCGGCUGCGUCUCCUCUCACCUGCAGGAGGCGCUGCCUGAGGAGCCCAGCCCCACCGGACAGCCCUCCUGCUCCUCCUCUUCCUCUUCCUCCUCCAACAAACUGCACCUCAACAGCCAGCACAUUUCAUCUAAAGCGUCUCCAGUCAUCGGCCCGGCAACCAUCGUGUGAGUCAGCUGACCUGAUGGACUCAACAGUUCGUCUCCUUCCUGCUGCAGUUUGGAGUUUUCCGACCGUUUGAAUCAGACCCUGAAGGCAGCGUUUAAACAGCACUGUUAAACUAAAAAAAAAAACAUUUAUAUUUUGUAUGAUUUUUGAGCAGCUGUGAUUAAAAUCUUGUUUUAUUUAUGUUGUUCUGCUGCAGACGUGUAGAGUCUGUAAAUAAUGUUAGAGCUUCUAACGUUGUGGUCUGUAGUUUGACUCCUCACAGCUGCUGCUGUUGUUGUUUGUGUUGUUUGUUUGUGGUGCUGAUCCAGAGUCAGUCUGCCAGCAGCUGGUCCGGUCUGUGAGGAGGUUUGAGUCUGAGCUGGACUAACUGUACAUGUGUGUAAAUAUAAACCCACAGCUGAGCGUCUGCUGUCACUUUUCUUACUUGAAUAAUA